AUUAACCUAUUUGGCUACUUGUAUUCCGAUCUGAUCUAGCCCAAAAUCCCAGGGAGCAGGUCCUCAGCCCAGCCCCCUCGCUCGCCGGCGUGCCCCACCCGACCUCGCGACCUCCGCCCUCCCCCUCCAGCCUACGGCACCUGCGCCAGGUCGCCAGCGCCAGGGGCCCUUCGCGGCUUCGUCAACCCCUGUCGGCCAGCACUGCUGUCGGUGCCUGGUGCCUGCCCCCAGCUCCAGCGGCCCUUGCACAUCACGGUUCACGUCUCUUUUGCCUGAUCUCUGGCCAUGUGAGAGGACAAGUAGAAGACAUCUUUCCAUGUGGAAAAUAAUUCCGAACACCUCCUGCUCUGCUCAACAACACAUGUUUCCAUUCAACCCUUCUUUUUUCUGAAUUGCAAGAACUGCAUUUGUCUUCAGGGCAGCUCAGAAGCUAACCAUGUGUCUGAUAAAUCAAGAUGGAAAGAACAAUUAAUUCCUUAAUGUACAAAGGAUCUAUUCCCGAUGCAAUUAAUCAAUCAAGAAGGGAGAAGAAGCUCUUUGUAGUGUACAUAUCAGGUGAAGAUGAGGCUUCGGGUAGUUUGGAACAGUCAACACUGAUUGAUGAAAAUGUGGUUGAAGUGAUUGGUAGAUGUUGCAUCUUAUUGCAUCUCAAGCAAGGCAAUGUUGAUGCAUCACAGUUUUCAGCUAUCUAUCCCCAGAAGUCUGUACCAAGUAUAUCAGUGAUUGGACUGAAUGGAGUUUUGCUGUGGAAUCAUGAGGGAUAUAUCAACUCUGAAAAUCUGAAAGAAAGUAUUGAGAAAGCUUGGGCUGCCCUUCAUCUACAGGAGACAGCGGCGACCUUGUUGACAGCAUCGCUUGCUUCAAGAAAUGUUGAAUCUGUGAAUACUGCUACUACUGUUUUGCUAGCUCAAGGGAGCUCUUCUACUUUAGAAAAUCCUUCUGAUUUAUCCAGUCAAUCACCAGAUGUUUUUGGUGCCAGUGGAGUUGCCCAUUCAACUGAUCUGGUGUCACAAGUUCCUAGUAGCACCACCCUUUAUGAACCUCUUGAGAUUAAUGAAAGAGAAGGGUCAAAAUCAGACUCGGGUGAUAGAACUGUUGAGGAGCUAGGUUCAACAAGUACUGAAUUUAGUUGUGAUUUGGUUGAUAGUUCAAGGAAGUCAAAUAUGGUCAGUUCUGCAGAUCCAAAAGGAGAAUACAUUACAGCAUCAGUGAAAAGAAAGAACAAAAAUGAUGGAAGUCACACUUCUGUCUCCUUGGAGGAUACUCCUAGUACACUCACUAAUAGAGGAGUUUCUUCCCAGUCACUUGUGGAACAAGACAAGGCAACAACAUCUGCCCCACCUCUUAUUUUUGUGAAGUCAGAUGAUAUUCAGCUUAGUAUUCGUAUGCCCAGUGGAAAUAGACUGGAGAUCAAAGUAACAAAACAAGAUGUUUUAAGGAAAGUGAAGAAUUUUGUGGAUGAAAACAAAGGCAAUGAGCUUAGCUCAUAUGAUCUUUCUCUGGUUUAUCCAAAAAGAGUUUUCUCUGAACAAGAUAUGGAAGCAACGCUAUCUGACUUGGGUAUUCAAAACCGUCAUGCAAUGAUUGUUGUUCCACAUCGGCAGUUUGGUCAGGUAUCAAGGCCUCAGUCAUCAGCAUCUUAUGAUGUGGGUGGCAAUUCAGGUGUGGGGGUAUACUUUGGUUACCUGAGAACCGUGCUGUCUUAUGCUAAUCCACUCUCCUACCUGAGGGGAAAUACCAACUCAUCAAAUCCAGAGCUACAGUCAAAUGAAGGCAUGCACCAGCUUAGACAUGGAUCUGGUCCAUGGAGUGAGCCACGGCCUCUUGUUGGCAAUAGAGGCCAUGAAGUGACUGAUGCAGACUCUGCAAACAUGCUGCGAAGGCGCUCCAGACCAUUCGGUGCCAAUAUCCACACUCUGGGGAACGAGGAUCAUGGUCCAUCUGAUGAAAGAAAUGUUUUCUGGAAUGGGAACUCGACAGAGUUUGGAGGCGAUGACAGAAAAUAAGUUGUGGCGUGGCGGGGCCUGGACGACAGCACCACUUUAUCAGACAAUCUAAGUUGGAGACACCUGAAACAAAUGCCUCAACAGGCUUGUUGAGGAAUCAAGUGUUGAGUUUAUAGUGGCAAAAAUUAUCGCUAAAUUGUGAUGUUUUACAUUUGUGGAAACAUUGUACGGUCGCUGCAUCAGUGUACUCGUAUAGCAGAUAGCGACAGAUAUAUUAAACCCGAAAUCAUUGGUUCUACUGUCUGGUCGAACGACAUUUGUUUUGGUGUUGGCUAGAACAAAAUUCGCAGCAA
Sorghum bicolor (sorghum) is the source of this 2299-nucleotide messenger RNA. RefSeq names its product plant UBX domain-containing protein 11. The coding region runs from base 456 to 2006 and encodes 516 amino acids. The transcript is spliced from 12 exons. NCBI's taxonomy places the organism in Eukaryota, Viridiplantae, Streptophyta, Magnoliopsida, Poales, Poaceae. Gene Ontology annotation, molecular function: protein binding. The record is from RefSeq and is a predicted model, not a curated record.